Messenger RNA from Rangifer tarandus platyrhynchus (Svalbard reindeer), 507 nucleotides. Lineage: Eukaryota; Metazoa; Chordata; Mammalia; Artiodactyla; Cervidae. The record is from the annotation of a GenBank genome assembly.
AUGUUGGGGCAGCAGCCCUCAUCCUGGGCAACUAAAACACCAGGUCAAAAAAUCGUUAGACAUGAGCUCUGCCGGUUAUGUAAAACCAACUACAAGCAGGAAAGACCCGCCAAGCAGCUCCUGGGGCCCAGCUCUGCGUCAGGCCUUUGGCUUCCCUGCCCACCUGUGCCACGAGGGACCGGCAGGAAUUUGGAAACUAAGGAACUAAGGCAGAAACAUGGAAAAUCCCUUUAUAUUCAUGAUCAUUACAUCAACGUCAUCCUCACCAUCACCAUCAUCGUUGCCAUUGCUGAAAUCGUCAUCCUCACCAUCACCAUCACCAUCGCUGAAAUCCUCAGCCUCACCAUCACCAUCACCAUUGCUGAAAUCCUCAUCCUCACCAUCACCAGCAUUAAUGAGUGUUUACUCUGUGUCAAGCCCUGUGUUCAGUGCCUGGAGGCUAUAUGGAUACAAACUCUUGUUCAGUUCAGUCAGCUGAAGCCCAGUGGCCUCAGGAGCUGUGCCUAA